Molecule: messenger RNA, 1494 nt
Organism: Glarea lozoyensis ATCC 20868
Lineage: Eukaryota; Fungi; Ascomycota; Leotiomycetes; Helotiales; Helotiaceae
Product: MFS general substrate transporter
Exons: 4
Coding region: 1-1494 (497 amino acids)
Biological process (GO): transmembrane transport
Cellular component (GO): membrane
Molecular function (GO): transmembrane transporter activity
Source: RefSeq, a predicted model, not a curated record
AUGUCUGAUGAUAAGGAUUCGAAGGGCGUUGAGGUCCGGGACUCGAAGGCCAUUUCUGACACCGAUUCAAGUAAUGUCGACUCGCCUAAGCAACUUGAGAAGGCACCAUGGUGGGCGAUAUUCUGGGACAAUGACCCAAACCGGGAAGUUGGAGAAAGGAAAUUCCUCCACAAACUUGACAUGUACCUUCUGACUAUCCUGUCUCUUGGCUACUUCAUCAAGAACCUCGAUCAAACCAACAUAGCGAAUGCUUACGUCUCCGGCAUGAAAGAAGAUCUCAAGAUGAACGGCAACGAAGUGAAUCUGAUCGAUGUCGCCUGGACUGUAGGCUACGUGAUAGGGCAACUUCCAUCACAAGUCAUCCUCACCAAAGUACGGCCAUCGGUAUGGAUUCCAUGUUGCGAGCUAGUUUGGACAAUUUUGACAUUCUGUCUUGCCGCCGCAACAACCAGUAAACAGGUAAUCGCCAUUCGAUUUUUAGUUGGUUUGGCGGAAAGUAUAUUCUACCCAGCGGCGCACUUCUUGAUUGGAAGUUGGUACAAGCCUAGCGAGCUUGGUAAACGAGCAUGUAUAUUCCACGCUUCAUCCGCCGCCGCCGGCAUGUUCUCUGGAUACCUGCAAGCCGCCGUGUACAAAGGUCUCAAUGGAGUUCACGGGAAAGCGGGAUGGCAGUGGCUUUUCAUUAUGGAUGGGGUCAUUUCAAUACCAAUUUGUCUGCUUGGAUUUUUCCUCAUUCCAGAUCUUCCCGAGAACUCCCGCGCCUUCUAUCUCACCAAGGACCAUCGCGAAUUGGCGAAAACACGAAUGGAAACCAUCGGUCGCGCACCAAGAAAGAAGCUCGGAUGGAGUAUUAUCAAGAGAGUUUUCACGAGAUGGCAUGUCUAUGCUCUUUCGGUUCUUUACAUCAUCUUCAUCAACAGUAGCUAUAGCAGUAGUGUCAACCCGUUCUCUCUUUGGCUCAAGUCUAAGAAGUACUCGGUAUCCCUCAUUAACAUCAUACCUACCGGCCAGUCUGCGGUACAGCUUGUCACAACCGUCAGUUUCGCGAUAGUCAGCGAUUACUUCCGAAACAGGGCAGCAGUGAUGUCGUUCGCAGCCUGCUUCGGCCUUUUCAGUGCACUAGUCCUCGCUAUAUGGAAUAUCCCAGUGGGUCUCAAAUGGUUCGCAUUCUUCAUUCCCAGAGCAGGUGUAGUCUAUGGUCCACUAGCCAUGUCUUGGGCAAAUGAGAUCUGUUCUGGAGACGCCGAGGAAAGAGCUAUGGUUCUUGGAAUUAUGAAUGCUGGUGGCUAUGCAUUCAAUGCUUGGUUACCACUCUUGACGUUUCCAGCAAGAGACUCGCCGCGUUUCCGUAAGGGUUUCAUCUGGUCGACUUGUGCUUAUAGUGCUCAAAUUGGAAUGGUUGGUAUUGUGGCUUGGUUAUGGAGAUGGGAAAAGACGAAGUCGAAGAUUGUGGUUGAAGAGGAGCCUGCGAUUAGGGACGUGGCUGAUAUCUGA